This is a messenger RNA of Botrytis porri, 615 nucleotides long. RefSeq lists its product as uncharacterized. NCBI's taxonomy places the organism in Eukaryota, Fungi, Ascomycota, Leotiomycetes, Helotiales, Sclerotiniaceae. The record is from RefSeq and is a predicted model, not a curated record. The transcript has 2 exons. Bases 1 to 615 code for a protein of 204 amino acids.
AUGGGCCAAUCUUUCUGCGUUGCUGAAGCACCAACAUUCUGGGUUCCACUCCCCCAAACCGAGAAACACACGGUACCGCAACAGCCCGUCAAUUUCAAGAACACAGAUUUGUCCAGUAACGGAGGAUCAGAAGACGGAACAGGCAAGAGAAACCUCGAGUUACCAAAACAAAGAAAACACCACGACACGUGGUGCACAUGGCUCAGAGAUCCAAAGCGCUCGAAUGAGGUUGAACGGCCAAUUUUCAGCUUCUCAGAAGUAAUCACUAAUCGAUAUUUGGAACAAAAUCAAAUACCACGAGUAAAGAAUGAUAAAUGUGUUAGCCCUGUGCCGCCUGGUUUUGCUUCUUUAAAAUGUCUCGCGGAGAUUGUAUCGGAUCACAACUUUUCAUCAUCACCUGAGCAGGGCAUCAAAACUCCUUACCCUGUUCACGAGCUUGAUGAGAUUUUAAUUGGGAAUUCUGCACCUAGGCCAAUGAUUGGCAGAUUCAUUGAGCCUCAGUCAAACUUGAUAGACUUCGAAGUCACAACAACUGAAACUCGAUCGACAGAAGACUGGCGAGAUCCUUGGAUGCUCUUCGGAGAGCCUGGCAGUAUGCUAUUAGACGGUCGGUAA